Messenger RNA from Prorocentrum cordatum, 1767 nucleotides. NCBI's taxonomy places the organism in Eukaryota, Dinophyceae, Prorocentrales, Prorocentraceae. The record is from the annotation of a GenBank genome assembly.
AUGGUCACCGCCGCGCGCUACUGCGACAUAGGCAUGGAGCCCCCGAGCGGCUUUGACACAGAUAGGAUGCCCAUGCAUGCCCUCGACCUCCUGGACACCGCUCUGCUGGUCCAGCUUGUUAGAGCGGGCAUGCGAUACGCCCCAAUCGCGGAGCACCUCUACUCCCCCACCCAGCCUGGCCCCUUCGACUUCACCCCGACCUGGCUCGCGGGCGAACUCCUGGGAGCCUGGAGACAUAUGGUGGCCCACGCCGCAGGUCGGAUCGUUCUCGAGCUGGCCUUCAGGAGUAGCAACAUCAGCACCAACAUCAUCGACCAUGCAGCAGCCUGGUGGAGAGCACGGGGCGUCAGCUCCUACAGAGAUGCCCAGAUAGUGCUCGCGGCGGAAACAGGCAUGGCGUCCAGGGCAGCGGGUGCCACGCUCGAGGCCCCAGAAGUAGGCGGCUACAUUGCACCCCAGCUCCAGGAGCGAAUGAUGCUGCACCUGGACGCCAACGGCUUCCUACAGACUGCCAUCCUGUCAUGGGAUCGACAGGCAGUAGAAGCCGGGGCGAGGCUCGCGCUCGAGAAGAAGAACGGCAGAUACACGUGCGACAGAUGCGGAAAGGACCAGCUGAGUUCCGCCGAGGGCACCUGGAUCUCCGACAUCACGCGCCAGAUGGUCGCUCAGAAUAGGCCUCAGGCCUACAUCAACGGCGCCAACAUGGGGUGGUACUGCGACGUCUGCUGGGUAAGCCACCUGGAGGACACGAGGACGUUCGCGGACCUCCUCAUGGUGCCGACGGGCAUGAAGAUCCCUGAGCGUGCCAAUACCACCAUUCCGGGCGCCUUCCGGGAGCGGGCCAAGCAGACCCACCCCGACACGUCGGAGGGCGCCGCCGCCAGGGAGUUCCAAGACAUGGUCGAGGCCUACCGCGUGUUAGGAGACCCCAAGCGGCGAGCGGAGUACGACCGCGAGGUGGCCGCUCGCUUCGGCGGGCCCGGUCAGGGCGGUCAGUGGCCGCGUGGCUACGCUGAGAAUUGCUCGGAGGAGUUCCGGGCGAACCUGUACGGUUACAAAGUAGGCAGCCAGGCGGGCGCCAGCGCGGGCUCCCGCGCCGCGCCGGCGGAGGGCUCCCUGGCGGCCAGCAUGUGGGCCGAGCGGACCGCCAUGGGCGCGGUGCUGCUCGGGGGCCUGUGCUUCUUCAUGGCUCCGAGGAGCAAGAAGGAAGACUACAAAGACCCGGACCCUUACCCCUCGAGGAAGGGGCCCAGCACGGCGCUCACGGCGGCCGCACUAGGCGGGCUACCAGGCGGUGCUGGUGCCGGCGCCGCGGCUGACGGCGGCAUGCUGCAGGCCGCGGCCAGCGCCGGCGGGCACCCCGCCGUCGCCUCGGCCGCGUCGGCGAAGCAGGCCCGCUCCCCCGAGGAGCAGCGUGCGCGGGCACAGGCCGAGAGGGAGAGCCUCGGCGACGAGGUCGUGAGGGCGUACUACAACCCCUUUGCGAACACUUGGCACAGGCUUCCCGAGGGAUAUGAGCCGCCGGGCAGCAUGGACCUGACGGCGUGGCACAAGAAGCGGACGGACCCCGUCGAGUGGUCGAGGCUCUUUGCCGAGGGCAAGCUGUCCGAGAUCAUACCGCGCGGGGGCCUCAAGGUGCGGUACAGGCCCAAGUGGGACACGUACGAGCCCAUGUUGGUCAAGGACACCCACACGGGCAAGACGGUGCAGGUGACGACCAAGCUCGCGCCGCGCACCGCGAGGGAGACGUGCGAGGUGGAGUUCUGA